AAGCUAAACAUGGCAUUGCUCAGGUUUGGCUCGAAAUCUUUUUACCCCUGAUCAGACUCGGCUUGAGCUUGAGAGUUUAUUGAGACUAAUUGUUCAAGCUCCCUGUUCGAUUCGUUUAGCGGCCCUAAUGAAAGUGUUUCUCUCAAUUGUCGGCCAGAAUGCCAACGACGUCGUUUGAGGAAGUUCGUUAGAACAGCACACCAAUUAGACCCACGCACCGAUUCCCGAGAAAACUUCCCGUCGUACAGGAAUUGUUUAAUUCUCCUUUUCGUGGUGAAAAAGAAAGCAAUAAAUUCUUUAUUCAGAUUCACAGAUCAGCCAGCGGCGAGAAAUCAUUGCUCUCCGAUACUCUCCUCGAAUCUCACUUUUUCGCAAAAAAAAAAAAAAAGAGUUUGCUUUCUCCUCGCCCACGAGUCCAGAUCAGUUCGCUUCAACAAGGUUUGAGGAAGCACCGUAUCAAGGAAUUAAUAGAUGGACGAUGCAUCAGAAGAUCUUUGUGACGGAAUUGGAGAGGGAAGCCCUUCGACAUCGGGUGGCUCGUCGUACAGAUUGUUCGGUGGACAGACGACGGUUCAUCAGAUGAUGGGCGGUGGUAGAGCUGCUGAUGUCAUACUGUGGAAGCGGCGGCAUGUUUCAUUUGGCAUCAUUGUUGUUGCUACUGUUGCAUGGCUCCUUUUCGAGCGGUCAGGGGUAUCAUUGUUGUCAAUUUGUUCUGACGUCUUGUUAAUCUUGGUUGUACUGCUAUUUAUUCGGGCCAACUACGCUGCUUCCAAAAAUAAACAACCCCAGACGUUGCCUGAACUUGUCUUGUCAGAAGAAAUGGUCAAUAAUGCUGCUGCAUCAUUUCGUGUCAAAAUCAAUUAUGCGCUGCUUGUGGCUCAUGAUAUAACUCUUGGCAAAGACUUCAGACUUUUCUUCAAGGUGGUGAUCUGUCUAUGGCUCUUGUCCGCAAUUGGCAGCGUGCUCUCUUUCUUUACACUUGCAUAUAUAGGAACUAUUCUGUCGAUUACAAUUCCUGCCCUAUACAAUAGAUAUCAAGACCAUAUUGAUCGGUUUGCUGGUCUAAUCCACCAACAGAUGUCGCAUCACUAUAAAAUAGUGGACGAGAAUGUUAUUAGCCGAAUACCACGGAGUUUGUCCAAAGACAAAGAUUCAUGAACGUUCCUCAUGCAGAUGAAUUACAUGAGCGCGGACCAUUUCUUCAGUGGAUUUAAGCUUUCUAACUUGUUCUUUUCAUUCUGAAAAGUGAGAAGCCCAGCUUCUUUUGUCCGUGUUCGAGCCAAAUUUGUUAUGUCUGGUCUUGAUGCAUUGAAGUUAAGAGUAGGUGCUUGAAUUUCGUGAAAUUUGUUAGUGAAGCCACAUUCAAUUCAGGCAAAAGCUCACUUUCGUUUUGCUUUACAA
Rhododendron vialii is the source of this 1401-nucleotide messenger RNA. Its product is annotated as reticulon-like protein B16. Lineage: Eukaryota; Viridiplantae; Streptophyta; Magnoliopsida; Ericales; Ericaceae. Bases 472 to 1158 code for a protein of 228 amino acids. The record is from RefSeq and is a predicted model, not a curated record. The transcript is spliced from 6 exons.